Messenger RNA from Brassica oleracea var. oleracea, 1511 nucleotides. RefSeq names its product probable 1-acyl-sn-glycerol-3-phosphate acyltransferase 4. The coding region runs from base 305 to 1447 and encodes 380 amino acids. Gene Ontology annotation, molecular function: acyltransferase activity. The record is from RefSeq and is a predicted model, not a curated record. NCBI's taxonomy places the organism in Eukaryota, Viridiplantae, Streptophyta, Magnoliopsida, Brassicales, Brassicaceae. The transcript is spliced from 3 exons. Gene Ontology annotation, cellular component: endomembrane system.
GAGAAGAUUAUCGGGUGGUCGUCGCAAAAGUGUCAGCUUCGAGGAUUUGUCUUCGCGGCGGCUUUUUAGACCUUGUCGUAUACUGCCAAUUAGAUUGGUUGAUUUACGGUACACCCUACCGUCUCUGAUCAUAUCUCUAAUCAGAUUUGGAUCCUUCUACGAAACUUUGGUUCUGAGAUUCACAUUCAUUCAUUCAUUCCUCUGUUCCAUUAUAACGUUUUAUCCUUCUUCCUUCCUUCCCUCUUCACCAACUUGGCUUCACCCUCCCUCCCCCUCUAACUUCUCCAGGUUUUAUCUGGAAAAGAUGGAAGUUACCGGAGACUCUGAUAACUUAAAGAACCGCUCCUUGACUCCUGUUAGGACUCUGAGGGGUCUCAUCAUCUUACUCAUCUUCCUCUCUACUGCUUUCAUGUUCCUCAUCUACUUCGCACCACCUUUUGCUCUAGCUCUACGCCUUCUCAGCGUCCACCAAUCUAGAAAAUCUAUAUCCUUCAUCUUUGGUCACUGGCUAGCUCUAUGGCCUUACCUCUUCGAAACGAUCAACGGAACAACAGUAAUUUUCUCCGGAGACACCCUUCCCGUAGAGAAACGUGUUUUGCUAAUAGCAAACCACAGGACAGAGGUGGACUGGAUGUAUCUUUGGAACAUCGCAUUGAGGAAAGGCUGUCUUGGCUACAUCAAGUACGUCCUCAAGAGCAGCUUGAUGAGGCUGCCUAUCUUCGGAUGGGGGUUUCAUGUUCUUGAGUUUAUACCAGUUGAGAGGAAGCGUGAGGUCGACGAGCCUGUUAUGCUUCAAAUGCUUUCAUCGUUUAAAGACCCUCGUGAGCCCUUGUGGCUAGCUCUCUUCCCUGAAGGAACUGACUUCACUGAAGAGAAAUGCAAGAGAAGCCAAAAGUUUGCAGCCGAAGCUGGUCUUCCAACACUAUCAAACGUACUUUUACCGAAGACAAGAGGCUUCAGCGUUUGCUUAGAUGCUCUACAUAACUCUUUGGAUGCAGUUUAUGAUUUGACUAUAGCGUAUAAGCCUCGCUGCCCAUCUUUCAUGGACAAUGUAUUCGGAACUGAUCCUUCAGAAGUUCACAUCCACGUUAAGCGAGUUCUAACAAAGGAGAUUCCAGCAAGCGAGGCAGAGUCUUCUGCUUGGUUAAUGGAUUCGUUUAAGUCCAAGGACAGGCUGCUAUCUGAUUUCAAUGCUCAAGGGCAGUUCCCAAAUCAAAGACCAGAAGAAGAACUAUCUAUUCUCAAGUGCAUUGCAACAUUUGGAGUGAUAGUAUCUUUGACGGUACUGUUUCUUUAUCUGACCUUGUAUUCACAUAGCUGUUUCAAAGUAUAUGUUGGUCUAAGCUUCACAUAUUUGUCUUUUGCUACUUAUUAUAAGUUCCGGCCCUCACCAUCUGUUGGUUGUUGUAAAGGAGGUUCUUCUUGUAAAGAAGCAAAAACCCAUUAACUCUGUUGUACAUACAUUUUUUUCAGACAAAAAUUUACAGGAUGAAAAGAUUUGUUCGCUAUUU